Messenger RNA from Ooceraea biroi (clonal raider ant), 3584 nucleotides. Its product is annotated as beta-1,4-galactosyltransferase galt-1. Gene Ontology annotation, cellular component: cytoplasm. NCBI's taxonomy places the organism in Eukaryota, Metazoa, Arthropoda, Insecta, Hymenoptera, Formicidae. The record is from RefSeq and is a predicted model, not a curated record. Gene Ontology annotation, molecular function: glycosyltransferase activity.
GGCUUUGGUUUGGUUUCGCGCGGCCCUCGCGCUCGUCUCGCUCGACUCGGCUCGGUGCGGCGAGAUUCGCUGCACGAUUGGCCGACAGCCGUCGACCCGUAGGCAGGGUGGACGUUACGUGCGUGCGUCGUGCGUGCGUGCCUGCCUGCCUGCCUAUCUCCGCUCGGUCUGUUCGGUGGUGCAUUAUCUCGUCUUCGGCUCACGGACACACGCGUGUUUCCUCGGUGCUUUUUGUUCCCCGGCGAAUCACAGCCGCGACCUCCGCGUCGAGUGUGUCUCGCGAGCAGCUGAAGAAGGUGUCGCCCCGCUUCCCUUUGUUUACCCAACGCUCGGUGACACGUCGAGUUACGAGCUACGACCGGCGAUGACAGCUGUCGGAACGUCGGAGUCGAGACAUCCGGGCAACCCAGCGGCGAGACGUCGAGCGGACAUUGAGCGCUAAUCAAGGAGCUACCGUCCCCAUGCUUGGCAGCGGUUUUCCUGGAGCCAUAUUAAAGCCUCCCCUCGAGCAUGGGCUCGAGCCGAAGAUCCGGCUCCAGCGGGAGUCGGGCAAACGCCGGCGUCCUGAAGGAACGGGCCAACAUGUCGUUCUUCUUGGUCGUCAUGUUUUUCGCCGUGUUCGGCCUGAUUGUCCUCACGGAGAUAUUCCUGAUCGACGAGAGGCGCGGGGUGAGCGUCGGCGGUACCGGCGUACUCGGAGGUCACAGAAGCGGUCAUCGAUUGCCAGCUGCGCCCGAUCGUCCGGAUUACGGCGAGGUGGGAGCCGAGGAUUACGCCGGUUUGAAGGGUAGCUUUGACGAGCACGUCGGGUUAUUAGUUCGUGGGGAGGACGGCGGGCAGAAGACGGUGAUACACCCGGAUCCGCGUGGCUUACCGAGCUUACCGCCCAGCUUGGAGGCCCGUCUGCCGCAGCUAGAUCAGAAUCUGCGGGUUACGCAUGCCGAAUGGUUGCCGGUCACUAACACGAGAUUUAAGUUCUUCGUUUACUCGGCGUAUUACGACGACAGAGUUAGCGGUGCGGGCACGCCGGCUGGCAAAAAUCAGGGUGUAGUACGUGUGAUCAGUGCUACCAAGACCAGAGGUCCCGAGCGUGUCUGGUGCAGACUCUGGUAUCGACAGCAAAAUGGUGCAAACGUCACUGCUUCGGUAACAGUUGCUGCUAAAGUUAAGGUGAUCCGGGAGAAUUGGAAUCUCAAGUACAGUGCCUGCUUCGUGAUUUGCCCGUUGCCUAAAGAAUCUCCGACGGCGGAUAAGGUACCGGAGGCAGUCAGCGUCGUGGCGAGGUUGCGAGCAGCCCCGACGAAUCGUAUCCUCAUUCAGAAUCGCCUCGAAAGUAGGACCAGUGACAAAGAGGCUCUGGCUGUUUGCGUCAAGCCUUUGCACUAUUAUUACAACAGGGUUUUGCAAUUGGUGGAAUUUAUCGAGUUGCACAGACUCCUGGGCGCCACUCACGUCACGUUAUACAACGACACAGUAGGCGCGGCAGCCAGUUGCGCGUUGAAAUAUUACGAGAAUAAGGAUCUGGUUACAGUAUUACCGUGGCAUCAUCUCGACAUGAUUUCCCAGCGGGAAAUUCGCACAGAGGGCCUCUUCGCGGCACUUAACGACUGCCUCUACAGAUCCAUGUACAAAUACGAGUACGUGGCGCUCGUGGACCUCGACGAAUACAUUGUACCGAGGCACAACGAUACCAUAAUCGAUCUGUUGCGGUGGAUGGGCAAUCGAAUAAACGUCAAGUCGACGGGUGCGUUCUCCUUCCAAAAUGCUUUCUUCUAUCUACAAUGGGCUGACGAUCCGUUCGUGGUGACCAGCCGCACCCCUACCGAGGCCGGCUUGAUCACUUUGAGAAAGACUCGGCGAAGAACCAAGUUGCAUCCGCACAAGCAACGUUCCAAGUACAUCUGCAAGCCGCAGGACGUGGUGGAGGCGGGGAACCACUUCGUCUGGGAAUUCAUUCCGGGUCACGGCACCUUGAACGUGCCAUCCGAUGCUGCUAUUCUGCAUCACUACCGCGUAUGCGAGUUCGGCGGCGACGAUUGCAUCAAGACGCAGUCGACGGUCGACAGGACGGCCUACAAGUACAGGGACCGGCUCGCCGCAAACGUCGACAGCACGUGGACAGAGCUGCGCGCCGAGUGUUCAUUGCCGGAGCUCGAUCCGGUCCCGGCGUUAACGCCGCGUGUCAAGGUCAACCCGCUCGGCAAACCGGUCGUGAGGUAGCGAAAGACCGUCGUCGAGAUCCUGUGGGAUAUUGGCAAUUUUACUGGCACGCCGAGGGUCGCAAGGACCUAUUUCUACAAUUAUGGCGGCCCUUAGGUUUCGCGAGGCUGGCUCGAGGGACCUCCCGUCUCUUUCCACGAGAGAAAUGGAAUUCUCGGCGGACUGUAUUUUUGAGACCCGCGAGAGACGGAGAGAGACGCGCCGCCUAUCGGCGGGAAUUGUUGAUGGGGUUGACUGUGUCGCGAAAACGAGAGAACCAAAAGAAAGAGGCUCGAAAUCGAGAUACGGAUUAAUCAUAUUUUUCUACGUGACGGGGAUUUUUGAAUUGGCUGGCGAAGUCCGGCAAAGGACGAUCUGCCGAGUCGAUCGGGUUUGUCUCUCUUGACACGCUACAUGGUGCUUCUCUCUUACGGUUUUAUAUUAAACUCUUAUAUCUGUAUCCUGCAAUUGUUUCGUUCAAGCGUAGCAGAUCGCGAUCGUUCGCGACGAAUUGUACUACCUGAUUGAUGGGGUUGAUCGUUACAGAAGGGCCUAAAUCACGGGCUAAAGGGAGCAGCUGGCGAUAAAAACGAAGACAAGUGAACUCAGAUACUACCCCCUACUAAUACCGUUAUUUCGAGUAAAUACCUUUUUUAAAUACUUGUAAAUCCGCACAACGUAUUAAACAAGAAUCUUACGCAUAUCUGUAGAAUCUCAAUAAUUAGCAUAGCGAUGUAUGUAUAAUAUGUAUCUAGAAAGACAUUAGAUAUUCGGUCUGAAAGACAGAGACAGCCUAUCAUUGUCAGAGACAAGUACACAAAUUUUUACGGGACAGAAAGACAGGAAAACUGGACGCGAGAGAUAUUGAUUCGCCACGGCAGGUUCUAUCGCCCGGUCUGUCAUCGUUAGCAAUUGUUUAGUGAGUAAUAAACCGAACACCGAAGCGUUUUUGUUGUAUAUUCGCGCACAAGUGAACGAAUGCGGGUCGAUAACGGAAUCGCACAAGUGAAGUUGAGCACAUAGAGAUACUACACGUACGUGCGCGAGACGACACGUCGAAGCGAAAAUCGCUGGCAGCCGAAUCGGCCAUUUAAUUGUUAAUAAUAAUUGAACGUCGGACGCCGUUGUGCGGCUGAUGGGUGUAGCAAAGGUUUUUCUAUUUCUUUAUCGAGAUGCGAGGAAGAAUCGCAUUUCUUACGGCGCGCACACACACGUUUUAUGUAUAUAUGUGUAUACACGUAUGCGUAUGUGGCACGCGUACACGGCAUAUAAAGGUAGAGAUCUAAGGUACAUGCAUGCGAUUCGCGCUGACCGACAGCGCGAAUUCCGACAUCCACCACGAACAUGUUGGACAGAGUUAAUAAAUUAUAAUAUUAGAAUGAAUA